GUCAUCGACAAGACCGUCGCGCGCUAUGUGCGCAGGGUAGCCAUCUUUCCGGCCGGCACCCAAGACGAGAACACGUUGCUCGGUAGAACUUUCUGCUGAAAUUUUAUAUUCUCGUUGCUCGUUCUUCUUUUCUUCGUCUGAAUUAGGAUCCGUUGGAACGAAGUGGGCUCGGCGGGUCCCGGCCUCCAUCAUAGCAGCAGCCCACCAUGGCUGAUAAAAACACCAGAAUCGCCAUUGUCAACCACGACAAAUGCAAACCCAAGAAAUGCCGGCAAGAGUGCAAGAAAAGCUGCCCGGUGGUCCGCAUGGGUAAGCUGUGUAUCGAGGUCACCCCGCAAAGUAAGAUCGCGUGGAUCUCGGAGUCGCUUUGCAUCGGCUGCGGCAUCUGCAUCAAGAAAUGUCCGUUUGGGGCGCUGUCCAUUGUUAACUUGCCCAGUAACUUGGAGAAGGAAACCACACACAGAUACUGCGCCAAUUCCUUCAAACUGCACCGGCUGCCCAUUCCGAGACCGGGAGAAGUUCUGGGUCUGGUGGGGACCAACGGUAUUGGCAAGUCCACGGCGCUCAAGAUCCUGGCGGGUAAACAGAAACCCAACUUGGGCAAGUUUGAUAAUCCUCCGGACUGGCAAGAGAUCCUGACCUACUUUCGCGGCUCGGAGUUGCAGAACUACUUCACCAAAAUCCUGGAGGACGACCUCCGCGCCAUCGUCAAGCCACAGUACGUGGACCAGAUCCCCAAGACGGUCAAGGGUUCGGUUGGCGCCAUCCUGAGCAGAAAAGAUGACAUGGACACACAGGACCUGGUUUGCCAGCAGCUCGAUCUGACACAUCUGCGCGAGAGGAACGUGGAGGACCUGUCGGGAGGAGAGUUGCAGAGGUUCGCCUGCGCCGUCGUCUGCAUCCAGAGAGCCGACAUUUUCAUGUUUGAUGAGCCGUCCAGCUAUCUGGAUGUCAAACAGAGGCUGAAGGCCGCCAUCACCAUCCGCUCGCUCAUCACGCCGGACAGGUACAUCAUCGUGGUGGAGCACGACUUGAGUGUGUUGGAUUACUUAUCCGACUUCAUCUGCUGCCUGUACGGCGUGCCGAGCGCCUACGGAGUGGUCACCAUGCCCUUCAGCGUGCGAGAGGGCAUCAACAUCUUCCUGGACGGUUACGUUCCGACGGAGAACCUGCGCUUCCGCGAGACCUCCCUGGUGUUCAAAGUGGCGGAGACGGCCAACGAGGAGGAAGUCAAGCGGCUUCGGCACUACCAGUAUCCCAACAUGGCUAAGACCAUGGGCGAGUUCACCCUGGAGAUCAAGGGAGGAGAAUUCACAGACUCGGAGAUCAUGGUCAUGCUGGGGGAGAACGGCACGGGAAAAACCACCUUCAUCAGGAUGUUGGCUGGGGGACUCAAACCGGAUGAUGGAGGUGACGUGCCCAUCCUCAAUGUGAGCUACAAGCCUCAGACCAUCAGUCCAAAGUUCAAGGGCAGCGUCCGCGCUCUUCUUCACGAAAAGAUCCGAGACGCCUACACGCACCCUCAGUUCAUCACCGACGUCAUGAAGCCCAUGCAGAUUGAGAGCAUCAUCGACCAGGACGUCCAGAACCUUUCAGGCGGUGAGCUGCAGAGAGUGGCGCUCACCUUGUGUUUGGGCAAACCGGCCGACGUCUACCUCAUCGACGAACCCUCGGCCUACCUCGACUCCGAGCAGAGGUUGAUGGCAGCCAGGGUCAUCAAGAGGUACAUCCUGCACGCCAAGAAGACGGCGUUCGUGGUGGAGCACGACUUCAUCAUGGCCACGUACCUGGCGGACCGAGUCAUCGUCUUCGACGGGAUUCCCUCCAAACACACGGCCGCCAACACUCCGCAGGGUCUCCUGGCCGGCAUGAACCGCUUCCUGUCUCUGCUGGAGAUAACAUUCCGUAGAGAUCCCAACAACUUCCGGCCACGCAUCAACAAGCUCAAUUCCAUCAAGGACACAGAACAGAAGAAGAGCGGGAACUACUUCUUUCUGGACGACUAGAACAACUCAUGGCGAGUGUGACUUCCCGUUCUGAACACGAGCACCAUGACGGCAGCGAG
This is a messenger RNA of Hippocampus zosterae (dwarf seahorse), 2065 nucleotides long. It is a transcript of the gene abce1, whose product is annotated as ATP-binding cassette, sub-family E (OABP), member 1. Gene Ontology annotation, molecular function: ATP binding; ATP hydrolysis activity; iron ion binding. NCBI's taxonomy places the organism in Eukaryota, Metazoa, Chordata, Actinopteri, Syngnathiformes, Syngnathidae. The coding region runs from base 207 to 2006 and encodes 599 amino acids. Gene Ontology annotation, biological process: translational initiation; translational termination; ribosomal subunit export from nucleus. The transcript has 19 exons. The record is from RefSeq and is a predicted model, not a curated record.